AAAGCAGAGAGCUCCAGCUGCAGCACUCACACACUCCCACACACACACACACACACCAACACUCAGAGUAACACACAUCCUGUUGCUUUCGUGGAGUUACAUGGCGCCGUUUCUGACCUUCUGCGUUUUAAUAACUGCGUUUUGCACUACUGUAAUCUGGGUUGAAGCUGAUAAAGGAGAGCUGCGAACGCUCCAUCGACAGAAAAGAGAAUGGAUCAUCCCUCCGAAGGAGCUGUACGAGAAUACCGAGGAAUAUAUCAGAGAAGAAUUUAUUGCAAAAAUCCGAUCAGAUGAAGAGACCAGGACGGAUAUUGAAUAUUCUCUAAUAGGACCUGCAGCGGUCGAGGGAUUAUUCAGUGUAGGCACAAAGAAUGGCUACGUCAGGAUUCAUGGUACCUUGGACAGAGAGAAAACCGCUAGUUAUGAACUCAAAGGGAGAGCUACGCUAAAAGAUGGAUCACUUGCUGAAAGGGACCUCGAUUUGAAAAUCAUAGUUCUAGACCUGAAUGACUGCAUCCCUGUGUUUAAGGUUGAGGUGAUUGGUUCUGUCGACGAGCUCAGUGAUGAAGGCGCCCACGUAAUCGUAAUCACAGCCGUUGAUGGGGAUAAGGAAGGCACGCCACAUUCACAAAUUGCUUACAAAAUCAUACAGCAGGAGCCAGCUGGACAGGAGAUGUUCAAAAUCGAGCAAUCAUCUGGUGAAAUCAAAGUCAGAAUUAACACUCUGGACCGAGAGACACAAGAACAAUACAGACUGAUUAUCACAGGUACAGACAUGAACGGAGGCAUGACAAUGACAGAAACUAGAAACAAACCACUGACAGGAACAGGGACUGUGAGCAUCAACAUUCGUGAUGUUAAUGACAACAUCCCCGUAUUAGAGAAGAGCUAUUAUGAGGGCAGUGUAGAGGAGAACACCAUUUAUGUGGAAGCAAUCCGGAUUAAGGCCAUAGACAAGGAUAAGAUCCACACAGAAAAUUGGGAGGCUGUGUUCACCAUCAUCACAGGAAAUGAAGCGGGUUACUUCAACAUCACCACGGACUCUAAAACUAAUGAGGGCAUCCUGAUGGUCACUAAGGAGCUGGACUAUGAGAUGUUGAAAGAGGUCAAUCUGAUAGUGACAGUCAGGAACAAGGCAACUUAUCACAAGUCAGUGGUGAUUGACAAGGCCACAACAUAUCCCAUUAAGAUCAAAGUGGUGAACGUGCCCGAAGCCCCUCGUUUCCUCCCCAGUGUCAAAGUUAUCUCCAUCUCUGAAGACCACAAAACUAUUGACCUGAGGAAGGUCAUCACCAUCUACACAGCCACGGACAGUGAUACACUGUUAACCGCCACUAACGUCAGGUAUGUAAAAGGAGAUGAUAUUGACAACUGGGUGAGCAUUAAUGAGCACACAGCCGAGAUCAGACUCAACAGAUAUCCAGACCGCGAGUCCAAGUUCCUGAAAAAUGGAACAUACUACGUUAAAAUCUUAUGCAUCACCAAUGAAUUUUCACCCAAAACUGCGACAGGAACUCUUGCAAUUCAGGUGCAGGAUUUCAAUGACCACUGUCCGAUUCUGACCAGCUCAGUCCAAACGCUGUGUUACGGCAGCAGCGUAGUGUACGCCACAGCCAAGGAUGAGGAUAAAUACCCCAAUGCAGAACCUUUUGAAUUCAGAGUGGUUACCAAGGUCACAAAAGAGAACUGGAGAGUCGAGCGUCUCAAUGAAACAACAGUCAUUUUGCGCAACCAGGAGAUCCUGUGGCCGGGACACUACACAGUGGGAUUGGACGUGCAAGACCAGCAGGGAAAGUCCUGCGAGGUUCAAAAUCUUCAGGUAACUGUGUGCACAUGCAAUGAGCAGCAAGUGUGCCGACCUGACAGACGGAUCAGCAAUGGCAACGGACUGGGAGGAGGUGGAGUUCUGGCACUACUGCUAGGAAUCCUGCUUCUCUUGUUGAUUCCAGUGCUUUUGCUGUUGUGUGAGUGUGGAGGAGCUGCAGCUGUUGGUCAAUUCCAGGCCUUUCCCUUCGAACAAAAACAGCAACUCAUCACCUAUCACACUGAAGGUCAAGGAGAGGAUAAGGGACUAGCACUACUGUCUCAGGUGCCCGUGAAUGUAGAUGGUGGAAGCAACGGGAAAUUCAAACCUGGAUUGGGAACACGUGAAGAGUGGAGGAAAUAUGGAUGGGAAUCUCGAGAAGAUUACAUAAAUCACCGGUGGAAAGAUUAUAUUGAUAAACAGGAAACUGUAAUUGGAGGACAUCCUGAACUUUAUACAACGAGCACCCUUGAUUACAUGGCUCUAUCUGAGUCCUACUUAGGCAACUACUAUGCAAAGAAAACGCUGGAUAUGGUGAAGCAGGAAGCUAGUACAAACCAGCUGAUGUUUUCUAACUAUGAAGUCUGCAACUCAGUCACAGGCUCCUUAGAGGACAUCUGCAGCCAUCUACAUGAGGAAAACAAUCUGGAUUUCCUCGAUGACCUCGGGCCUCAGUUCAAAAGGCUCGCCGAAAUUUGCUGUGGCUCGACCAUCGAAUUCGAGGUCAGCUCCACUACCAUGCCUCCCAAAACGGUCUCAUCCAUUUCACAAGAGGGUGUCAAAAUGGAAGAUGCUGUUGGUGGUGUCCACAGUGAGGCAACCUCCAUCUCUGCAUCCAGCUCCUCCUCCACCACCCAAAUCACAACUGCAAAUUAUGGAGAGAGUAUUAUCAGUGGAGGCGCCACAUCAGCUGCCACUGUAGGCCAAACUCUUCUAGUCCAGCAGCCAGCUCUCUACCUUUCCUCUACACCCAUGUACGUAGUGGAGCAACAGCAUCACCCCACCCUUCUUCUGGCUUCUGGUCCAAUGCUGGGUGUUCAGGAAAGCAACGUGGUGCUGGUGGAGAAAGGGGGUACCAACGUUGCAAUUGCUGCCCAGAACACCCUUCCCAGGCUAGGGUUGCAGCAAUCAAACACCAGAGUACUGGUGGAUCCAGGUAUUGGAGGCACAGUGGUGCAUGGGUUUCCAGGCCAACCUGAGACUCAGGGCACCAUUUCUGGUACCUAUCGGGUCGUAGAGAGCCGACGAGUUGAGAGCACAGAGCCUGUACAUGUCGUGCAGAGCUCCUCACACUCCAGCACCAGCAAAAAUCUGAGUAUGCAGGCCAAAGAGCAAAGUGGAGGGAUCAUGGCUUUAGGAAACGCAUCAGAUAUCCCAAGUGCCAUUUCAUUGUUGCAGCAAGACAUGCCUCAAUUUGAUGUGCCAAAUGGUGGCACUCACAAAGAGGUGCGAGAGGAAAGGGUUUCUGUUGUCGAGAAAAUUUUCCAGUCGAGCUCCAGCUCCUAAUGCAACUACAGACACACUCACACAUUCUACAUGCUACAUUCUACAGCUAUGACACAUAUGCCACAAACUGAAUUCCCAGAAGAGCAAGUUGGAGAACAACUAACAAAGAGAAAGGUGAAGACUUUUUGAAGAUCCAUUAAUGUAAUUCAUAGUGAUUGCCAUGAGUAGUUGACUAAUCAAAUACUGUUAUUCAGCCUCAAUUAGUAAAAUAUUACUAAUUACUAAGUCAUAUUUGAAUGGGAUUAGUGUUUCUGAAUACAGAGAACCUGAUUGGACCGUUUGCAAUUAUAUAUUUGGCAAUAUCUAGUGUUAGAUGUUCAAAUCAACUGCUCUUUCAUUUAUUACUGGAAAAAUAAAAUUUUCAUCACAUAAUGACGUGUAAAUAUAAAGCAAGUUUAUAGUACCUGUAGCUGUCAUUGCCACUUUAAUCAGCCUACAGGAUCGCUAAUUUGUUUGAAUUGUCUGAUUUUGCAAUUUCUCAUGGCAACAGGCAAAUUUGCCUGUAAAAUAACCAGUAAAAUUAUCAGACAAAUCCACAGUAUGUCAAAAAACAGUUGGUAAUUUGAUCUGUAAUGUCCUCUGGAGAAGAGAGAGAGCAUGAAAGCAGCACAGCUUUAACUUUUUAUGGUUUUUUGCAGUACGAAUGCAUAACACUACUAUUCUAUUAUAGUAUAACACUAAUGUUCUAUUAUUAGCAUAAAUUGGUGCUGCUAUGUAAAACAAAUAAUGUCAAGCUGUUUGUUAUAAAAUUUAAUCAGUACUGGGUAACUAAAUUGAUUGUAGUGGGCGUGUGUCUGAGUAUUCAGCUAGAAUGUCCAUCACUAAUAAUUAGCAGGAUAGGCUUUUUAGGAGUUUUUGAUAUACUGGUGUGCAUUUCAUGUAACAGAGAUGGGUUUCUCAACAAUAUAUGUAUCAUCAGUUUAUUUCUAUCUUCAGAUAGCAGAUAGUUGUUCUGGUUUCUCUGUUCAGUUGUCUUUUUUCCCAUUUCUAAGCCAGUAAUGGAAAUAGAGUGCACAACAUUUCCCUCAUAUUACUGUAUCUUCAUUAUGAAACCUUUCCACUGAUUUAAAAAUAAUUGCACACACAAAAAACACACACGCAAAUUACACAAGUGGCUAUUUUGAUUAUUUAUGCACUCCCUGAAUGACAGCACUGCAGUGCCACCUGCUGGAAUAAAACACUGGAAUUAAAAUGAUUUCCAUUUAGUGUCUAUAGGUGACUGACACUCUAAAUUGCACAAGGAUUGUAUGCUAUUGGUACAAGCAUUGGAUGAAUUUCUGCUGUACGAUUGAUUAAAAUCUUAAUUAAUAUGUUGGAACAAACUGGAAGCCAUCCUUAGUUUCUUCUUUUGGAUUCAGAGCCAGGUUUUCAAUACAAGACAGGAACUUCUGUAUUUUUUUUUUUAUUUUUUUUUUUUUGCAUAUGUUAUCUACUGAUGGGAAUAUCGUUUGUUCUGCUGUGGUUUUUAAACCCAUUAUGGCAGCAAGCUGUGAGAGUUGUUCCAGGCCACAACCCUGUCAGUCAUCUUCAUCUCUGUUUAUCAGCUGUCAGAUCAACUGGUCCCAGACCUGAAGAACCUGUGUGAUGCGGACAGAUUUGUGCAUACUUCUUGGACAUAUAGUAACAAAAGACGUGACAAUUUUGACUGUAUAAUUCAAUUAAAAAAAAAAAUAUAUAUAUAUAUAUAUAUAUAUAUAUAUAUAUAUAUAUACUGCUCAAAAAAAAUUAAAGGAACACUUUUUAAUCAGAGUAUAGCAUCAAGUCAGUUAAACUCCUAUGAUAUUGAUCUGGUCAGUUAAGUAGCAGAGGGGGUUGUUAAUCAGUUUCAGCUGCUUUGGUGUUAAUGAAAUUAACAACAGAUGCGCUAGAUGGGCAACAAUGAGACAACCCCCAAAACAGGAAUGGUUUUACAGGUGGAGGCCACAGACAUUUUUUUCCCUACUCAUCUUUUCUGACUGUUUUUCACUAGUUUUGCAUUUGGCUAGGGUCAGUGUCGCUACUGGUAGCAUGAGGCGAUACCUGGACCCUACAGAGGUUGCACAGACAGUCCAACUCCUCCAGGAUGGCACAUCAAUACGUGCCAUUGGCAGAAGGUUUGCUGUGUCUCCCAGCACAGUCUCAAGAGCAUGAAGGAGAUUCCAGGAGACAGGCAGUCACUCUAGGAGAGCUGGACAGGGCCUUAGGAGGUCCUUAACCCAUCAGCAGGACCGGUAUCUGCUCCUUUGUGCAAGGAGGAACAGGAUGAGGACUGCCAGACCUGCCUGUAACAUCGUUCAACAUGACCGGUUUGGUGGUGGGUCAGUGAUGGUCUGGGGAGGCAUAUCCAUGGAGGGACACACACACCUCUACAAGCUAGACAGUGGCACCCUGACUGCCAUUAGGUAUCGGGAUGAAAUCCUUGGACCCAUUGUCAGACCCUACGCUGGUGCAGUGGGUCCUGGGUUCCUCCUGGUGCACGACAAUGCGUGGAGUCAUGUGGCAAGGGUAUGCAGGCAGUUCAUGUAGGAUGAAGGAAUUGAUACCAUUGAAUGGCCCCCACUCUCGCCUGACCUAAAUCCAAUAGAACACCUCUGGGACAUUAUGUUUCGGUCCAUCCGACGCCGCCAGGUUGCACCUCAGACUGUCCAGGAGCUCAGUGAUGCCCUGGUCCAGAUCUGGGAGGAAAUACCCCAGGACACCAUCCGUCAUCUCAUUAGGAGCAUGCCCCGACGUGGGGGCCAUACAAACUACUGAGUACCAUUUUGAGUUGCUGCAGUGAAAUUUCAGCAAAAUGGACUAGCCUGCUGCGUCAUCUUUUCACUUUGAUUUUCGGGGUGUCUUUGAAUUCAGCCCUCUGUAGGUUGAUAAUUUUCAUUUCCAUCAAACGAUGUGGCAUCCUUUUGUUCCUAACACAUUACCCAGUCUAUAUCAGUAUAGAUAUCAGCAUGAUAUUUUUCCAAAUUGAGAUGUGAUGUGUUUUCAAAGUGUUCCUUUAAUUUUUUUGAGCAUUUUUUUUUAGUACACAAUUGUAUUGUAUAUAUUGCAUGAUAUGUUCUGUCUGACUGCUGUAGCCAAGAUUGAUGUAGUACUUCAGAGUAGAAGUGUGGCAGGUCUGUUUUUUGUUUUUAAAAAAAAUCCCACUCCCACCCAUUCCUGAAGGAGUUCUGACCAAUCCUGCUCAUUCCUGAAGGAUUUCUGAACAAUCCCGCCCAAUCCUUUAGAAAGUUUGAUUAAUCCUGCCCAUUCCUGAAGCAUUUUUGUACAAUCAUGCCAAUUCCUGAAGGAUUUCUCACAAUUCUGUCCACUCCUGCAGAAGGUUUGAACAAUCCUGCCUGUUUCUGAAGGAAUUCUCUCAAACCUUGCCCUCUCCUACAAUGCAAUAAGUAAAAAUCUCUUGCCAAUUUUUGCUCAGUUCCUGACACACACCUCUACUUUAAAGUGUUGUUGCUGUUCUCUAUGGUGAAGGGCUGCGCUGUUUUAAAUGUAGAUCAUGAAACUUAGAGGUGCGCAAAAAGGGAUUUAUGUCAAGGUCACCAAUCUCUGUUGCCAGCAUUAACAUAUGAUCAUUAUUUUAACCAGUAAUUAUAAUGAUUUGCGAUGGAGGGGUUUUUUUUAGCAUAAGUAAAGAGUGCUUGAUUUGAAUAGCAUGUUUAAUUUUAACAUUUACUUAUUUUUAUUUUCAGAAACCCAUGAAGUAACCGUGAUUGUAAUAUCAAGAAUGAUUGGUUACCAAUAUGAACACUAAUAUGAAAAUGGGAUGCUGUUUUUUUUAAUCAUUGGUGUAGUUGAUUUAUGCUUUUUUAAAAACUUGAAAAAAUAAAUAAAUACACAAAUCAA
This is a messenger RNA of Pangasianodon hypophthalmus (striped catfish), 7126 nucleotides long. It is a transcript of the gene dsg2l, whose product is annotated as desmoglein 2 like. Bases 101 to 3310 code for a protein of 1069 amino acids. Gene Ontology annotation, molecular function: calcium ion binding. The record is from RefSeq and is a predicted model, not a curated record. Lineage: Eukaryota; Metazoa; Chordata; Actinopteri; Siluriformes; Pangasiidae. Gene Ontology annotation, biological process: homophilic cell-cell adhesion. Gene Ontology annotation, cellular component: desmosome; plasma membrane. The transcript is spliced from 14 exons.